Molecule: messenger RNA, 3014 nt
Organism: Limulus polyphemus (Atlantic horseshoe crab)
Lineage: Eukaryota; Metazoa; Arthropoda; Merostomata; Xiphosura; Limulidae
Product: GATA-binding factor 2-like
Exons: 5
Coding region: 523-2073 (516 amino acids)
Biological process (GO): negative regulation of transcription by RNA polymerase II; positive regulation of transcription by RNA polymerase II; cell fate commitment
Cellular component (GO): nucleus
Molecular function (GO): DNA-binding transcription factor activity, RNA polymerase II-specific; zinc ion binding; RNA polymerase II cis-regulatory region sequence-specific DNA binding
Source: RefSeq, a predicted model, not a curated record
AACCAACACUAGAGACAACAGAGCAGCAGAAUUAGCUGUGCACGAGUGAGUGUAGUUUUCGCUAUCCAUCAGAGCUCUGGUUUGAACGGCGCUGCGGUACAUGUGACUCUCAAUAGCGCGUGGCGUGUAGUGUUUGUUUACGUCAAAGUAUGGAGAUAAACUUGUUUGUUGAUCGUACGGUUACGAGUUAUUGAAAUUAUGGAUUUUUAGUCGAGGAAGAUAAAUUAACAAAUCUCGCUGUGUAUUAGCGUGAUAUGUAAUAAACAAUUAACUAUUAUUAAUCAGCACAAAAAACUUAUGACAUUCUAGCCUGUAACUUUAAAGCAACAAGACACUCGAAAUGGAAACAUUUCGCUAGCUUCUUCCUAGUUCGAGUUAAACAUUUAUCGCUUUCUCCUGGUAUAGAAUUCGGAGAGUGACAAAACCGCCACGGUACAGGGUCUCCUGUUGAACCGCUUCAGCCUGGGCGCCCUUCCUUCCUCCUUCAUCGUGGAUUUCCAACAAACGUACGGGCGAGCUGCUAUGGACAUGGCCUCCGCAGAGCAAGGCCAGUCCGCAGCACACCGAUGGGCCUAUGACGGACCCCGUAUGGGUACCGGACUGGAUGGCUCUGGCAACCUGCUUGCUCCAGACGAUGUGGACGUCUUCUUCCAUUCUCUGGACAGCAACGGAAACCCCGUAAACCCUGCGAGUUACUAUGCGAGUCCAGCAGCUGCUAGAGCCGUUCACGGUUACAGAACACCACAUGCCAGAGUCUCAGGAGGCCAAGUCUGCAGGCCACAUUUUCACGCUCCUUUACACCCAUGGAUCACAGAAACAGCCAAGCCCAUGGUUCCACAUCCAGCACAUGGGUCUGCCUGGUGUUCACCUUUCACAAGCAAGCCCCCUCAUCAUCCCAGUCCAACAGGAGCACCUUUGGGGGUGCAUCCCGCUUCACACCCAGUCCCCAGCUCUUCUAGCCUUCCUUCUCACUCUAGUCCACACUUGUUCAGCUUUCCCCCAACCCCUCCGAAGGAUGCCACGCCGGAUAAUGUGACGGGCGCCGGUUCCGGGAGCAUGGAUUUCAGCGGUGCUGUCACGGGAUUUGGAACAUCGGACGAAAAGGGCUCGGUCGCCGGCAUGAUCACAUUAGGCUCCGCACUCUCAAGCUGCUCUGGUAGCAAGCCUAGAGAAGGUAGUACUGGCUUCUCCUCGUCCCUCAGUCCCAUCCACCAAACUGCCCAUCCCAUGCCCACUUAUCCCGCCUAUGCCCCAGGUGCUCAUUCGGCUGGACCCCCACCUUCUGCAGAUCUCUGUGGACCCACCUACAGCUUUCACGCUACUAGCCCAUUUCUAGGCUCUAAAUCAUUACAAUCUUCCAUAGCACCCAUUAUCCCCACGUCCUCAAGUUCUGGCAACAAACCAAGAACAAAAGGAAGGUCUAGCGCGGAGGGUCGAGAGUGUGUCAACUGCGGAGCAACCUCUACACCUUUGUGGCGCCGAGAUGGCACCGGCCACUACCUCUGUAACGCCUGCGGUCUCUACCACAAAAUGAACGGACAGAACAGGCCUCUUAUUAAGCCUAAGCGACGUCUGUCGGCGGCUAGAAGAGCAGGAACGAGCUGUUCCAAUUGCAAGACGUCAACGACGACACUGUGGCGACGGAACCAAAAUGGAGAACCAGUGUGCAACGCCUGUGGACUUUACUUCAAACUCCAUAACGUGAAUCGACCGCUGACCAUGAAGAAAGAAGGAAUCCAAACACGUAAUAGGAAACUGUCUGCCAAAAGUAAGAAGAAAGGUUGCAUCGGCCUCUCGGACCGCAUCAAGCCAUUGGACAAGCCAUUCUCCAGUUUUACCCCGACCGGUCACUUGGGAGCUACCAUGUCUUCUAUGCCAAUGGCUGUCAGUCAUUACAUGCAACAAGGCAACAUGCCCAUGUCAAUGGCGGGUUAUGUUACAUCGCCACCUAUGCAUAUGAGUUCAGCAACUGGGUUUUCUGGGCUCUCAUUGUCCUCUGGAGCCCCUCUGCCUUUAGGCACAGGGAGCUUAGGUCUACCUACUUCAAACAGUAUGGUUGGUGCCAUGGCUUGAACAUUUUGGGUGAAGAUCUACAAUAAUUAGUGACAUAGAAUGUGACUUGAUCUGGAAAAAGUUUGAAUCGUGUCAACUAAUAGGAAAAAAACUUUACUGUUUUAUUGUGGAGAAAUCAAGUGGCCUACGAACGCUCCAGCUACUUCCCAAUGUAUUAAUGUUAUAAUCUGCUACUAAUUAAACAAAUAUUGAGCAGAAGGUACCUGCUGUACCUAAUUCCGUAGACAUCAACGAAUUGUGCAUAAUGACAAUGGAAAGAAUAUGUAAAUUACUAAGAUCUUUCAGAUAAAGACUGUUAACAUCAUCUAAUGGUCUUCCGAAGAAGACUUGAGUGUACAAACAAGGUCUUCCUAAAGUAAUAUGAGUGGUAUUAGAAUAGUUAACGUUUCAUGUUUGCAGAAAGGUCAUUUUAAUAUUAAAUGAAUCCUGUGUUUUAGGAUUUUUAGCCAUGUUCAAUCUUAAUGACGGAAGAGAUCAGUGCUAAGAUAAGAAGUAAGGAAUCUUACAUUAAAAGCCUAUAUUUGAGAACAUUUUAAAGACCAAUGUUUUUAUGUUACAUUUCCUGAACAAUUUACCUGUGUGACAGCUUGACAAUUACUAAUAAAAUGAGAGGUUCUAAUGAGUAGACCUCACGUCGGCUAUACUCAUAAUUCACCCAACUCAGUGUUCAUCUGUACAUAGGACUCUGCAGCUAACCUAAUAUUUGUGUGUUAUGGUUUCGUAGAAAUAAAAAUAGUGCAGGUUCGUUUGUUGUUUAAGCUAUGUUUAGGGGCGAUCAGGGCUGUGUACUUUGUAUGUCCAUGAUGUUUGUACCAGUUGAAGCUACAGCUGUAAGCUUUCCUUCAUCUUCCUACGUUGGUACAAGUAAUAUAUAUUAUAGAAAGUUCCUUAAGGCUCUUUGUGUAAUGUAAAUACCCUCAGUUUUAUGUGAAUUCAAAUAA